This is a messenger RNA of Camelina sativa (false flax), 339 nucleotides long. NCBI's taxonomy places the organism in Eukaryota, Viridiplantae, Streptophyta, Magnoliopsida, Brassicales, Brassicaceae. The record is from RefSeq and is a predicted model, not a curated record.
AUGCCGAAGACGAGGUGGACAAAAAAUAAGAAAAGAAAAAUUGCUCAAGAAGAACAAGAUUCGAAGCCGGCGGAGAGUUCUCAGCCGGCGGAUCUCCCUGUGGUUGGUGAUGGAGAUGGUGAGGACGAAGUCAAAAGGAGUAAUAAAGAGGAUGAGGAAAUUGACUUAGAAACUGUGGGAGAUGAUGAGGAGGGAGACAAGGAGGAUGUCGGAAGUGACGAAGGAGAAGAAGAGAACGAGCCAGAUCUCGAUGGCGAAGAAGUAGAUUCGGAUGUAUCCUUGGGAGAGAUCGAUUCGGGCGACAUAUUUUUUUGGGUUUGUAAUACUAGUAUAAUAUAG